AACCUAUAGCAUAUAACCUACCUUUGUUGAAAAGAUAUUUAAAUAUUUUCGUCGCGAUCAUUCAAAAGUGAUAUGUUGGAUUAUUCUUAAAUCAAUAUGAAAGACAGGUAGAUAAAACCUCUGGCGAACCUCAAUUAAGGAUUAUCUGACCGUUGAUAACAGCCGUAUAAAGACCAUAUUGAUUUUGUCACAGUAAAAUGUUCAAGCCAUAACGAAGGGAUUAACUAGUAUAAAAUCUAAUGGAGAAUAUCAAGACAGUUCCGGUCAAGUGGAAACAGCUAUGCCGAACAGACGACAGGAUCAAGUUGGAACAAAUGGAAUUUUUAUUUGGACAUACGGAAAGUUUUACAUGUUUUGUCUUAUUGCGGUGAUAUGUUUUUUCCUAUUGGAAUAUUCAGACUACACUGGAUCAAUCAGUAUUCAAAUGAUUCCAAAAUUUAUUAAAAAAAGCAAAAUGAAAGUUCAUGAAAUUGAAACGAAAGGAGUAACAAAAGGCUUGCGUUUUCCCCAAAAAUCUAUAGUGGAUAUUGUUGGCAAACAUAAAACAACAAAAUCGGUCUCUACUACACAGAAUUCAAGCAGACUAUCUAAUAGUAGUCAAGAUUUUACCGACUUCAAAAAGACACAUUUUAUGACCGCCAAUGGUCAAGGGCGUCUUGGAAACCAACUAUUUCAAGUAGCUUGUCUUAUUGGCACCGCCUUCCGUCAUAAUUACACACCGUUUAUUCCACGUAAUCAUCGCCUUAACCGUGUUUUAGACUUAAAACAAGCAAGGGAUAUUCACAUGACAAAUAUUGCUAGCAUCGGCGAAGGCAAAGCAAUGGCUUACAACAGUAAAGUGGAAACAUUAUCCCAUGAUAAAAACUGGACAUUAAACGGAUAUUUUCAAUCAUGGAAGUAUUUUCAUCAUUGCAGACAUGAAAUCAUUAGUUCGUUUAAAUUUAAGCAAAAUACAAAAAGAAAAGUGAUAGAAAUUCUUAAAACAAUCAACGCCAAAGGGCGGCCAUUGAUAGGUGUACACAUAAGAAGGGGUGAUAUGUCGUCGAGCUCUGAAAUGAAACGAGGUUACAAUGUCGCAACACCAGAAUUUAUUACAAAAGCAUUUGCAUAUUUUAGAAACAAUACUAACAAACCUUUAUUCUUAGUUGUCUCGGAUGAUCCACGAUGGUGUAAAGCGCAUGCUCAUGGACCGGAUGUUAUCUACGCUGGAACCGGAAGUCCAGAAACAGACAUGGUGCUGUUAACAUAUUGCAAUCAUACAAUUAUCACCUCUGGAUCGUUUGGUUGGUGGGGAGCAUAUCUAUGUGGGGGUAAAACAGUUUAUUUCAGUAAUUUUCCUCGUAAUGGAAGCUGGCUGGCUACCAUAUAUAACCGUGAUGAUUACUAUCUCCCGGAAUGGAUUGGGAUGCAAUAGAUCAUGUGACAUAUAUGUUUGUGUGCGCGCACCCGAAAUGGAUUGGGAUGCAAUAGAUACAUAUAUGUUUCUGUGCGCACAUAUGUGAUUUACUUUAAUGUGUAAUCCUUAAGCUCUAUGUGAUUAAUUUAUUCAAACUUCCAUGAAAAAAUUGACGAAGCUUGUAGUUUGGUAUCAUUAUUGUGUACGUCUUAAGUUUGUUAACUGCGAAAUAACCAUCAGAAUAAUUUGCCUUUUAUGCAACAAAAAAUGUCUAAGCUGUGUAUUACGAAAUGCUGAUUUGAUGUUCAUGUCGGGGAUGGGUAGGAAUUAAGUAGAAUUAUGUUGGCCUUGUAAAAAUUUAAAAUAGCCAAUCUUGCCCAUUGCUUUAUGAAAAAGCAUAUUAUCACCCACAAAAU
Mytilus trossulus (common blue mussel) is the source of this 1812-nucleotide messenger RNA. RefSeq names its product galactoside alpha-(1,2)-fucosyltransferase 2-like. The coding region runs from base 281 to 1414 and encodes 377 amino acids. NCBI's taxonomy places the organism in Eukaryota, Metazoa, Mollusca, Bivalvia, Mytilida, Mytilidae. Gene Ontology annotation, biological process: carbohydrate metabolic process. The transcript has 2 exons. Gene Ontology annotation, molecular function: galactoside 2-alpha-L-fucosyltransferase activity. Gene Ontology annotation, cellular component: membrane. The record is from RefSeq and is a predicted model, not a curated record.